Molecule: messenger RNA, 1644 nt
Organism: Penicillium taxi
Lineage: Eukaryota; Fungi; Ascomycota; Eurotiomycetes; Eurotiales; Aspergillaceae
Product: putative carboxylesterase
Exons: 3
Coding region: 1-1644 (547 amino acids)
Source: RefSeq, a predicted model, not a curated record
AUGGAAACUUCUCGGCGACCCUACCUGAAAUCACUUGCCCAACGCGGCUUCGUCCAAGGUGUCACAAUCUCUGUGCCGGGAGACGACGGCCCUGAUCUCUGCCACUACUUCGGCGGCGUCCGCUAUGCACUGCCCCCAUCACAGCGAUGGCGACUUGCCCAGCCAUUGCCACCAACAUUCACCUACGGCACCCAGGAAAUUCCAGGUAAAUGUGACGGCGGGGCAGGAGUAUGUCCACAGCCAGCGUUCUGGGACAUUGCACCCGAGAACGAGAACGAGGAUGCAUGGACAGAAGACUGCUUUCAAUGUAAUGUAUGGGUGCCGAUAGGAGAGGCGCCGCAAGACGGGUGGCCCGUUUUUAUAUUUAUUCAUGGCGGUUGGCUUCAAUUCGGCUCUCCUAAUUCUUUCAACGUUGCUGCGCUGAUUGGCGAAACCGACUUUAAGUGCGUGAUCGUCAUGCCUGCUUAUAGGGUGAAUCUCUUUGGCUUCUUGUACUCGGCUGAGUUGGAACUGGACGCUGCAGAGGCAGGGGAAACAGUUGGGAAUCAUGGCUUCUGGGACCAGAGACUUGCAAUGGAGUGGACGAAGGAGAAUAUUCACUUGUUUAGUGGCAAUGGAAGCAACAUUACCAUCGCUGGUUACUCUGCAGGUGCAAAUUCAGUUUUCCAUCAAUUGGCCUAUGAUCUACGCCAGCCAGAUGACCAGUCAAUUAUCCGACAAGCAUGCAUCUGGUCCAAUUCCCCAGCAGUGCAACCAAAGUAUCCAAAAGAAACCCAACUCCAAUUCAACGAGCUACUGGCGGCACUGAGCAUUUCGCCGAAUCUACCCGCAGCUGAAAAGCUGUCUCUUCUCCGUUCUAUCCCAGCAAAAAAGUUGAUAGACGUAACCAAAACACUGGAAAUGCACCAAUUCCGCCCAACAUCAGACACAGGCUUCGUUAGCGCAACCUUAUUUGAUGCCCUAGACAAUGGAGAUUUUGCCCGUAAAUUACUGGAGCGGAAUAUCCGGUUGAUUCUGGGCGAGUGUUGCGACGAGCAUUUCGUCUAUAGCGUGUGGUACCCUCCAAAGGCCGAUACCCUACCUGCCCUUCGCAAGCGUCUUAUUGCAGACUAUCCAGAACGCUUCGUCGAUGCACUUCUGACGCUGCAUUAUCCGGAUGGAAAGCUACCAUCCGACUGCAGAGAUUGGGUAUCGGAUGCAUGGGGGAAGAUAUAUGCCGACAUGCAAGUCCACGAAAUGCAACGCGGGUUCAUUUACGCCCUGACUUCUAAUACGGGCGGGGUGGAUGCUUCACGGCUGCUACAUCGAUAUCGGGUUGAGUUUCGCGCGAAGUGUGUGGAUAAGUCCUUUCCGCCGGAGUGGGGGGUUACUCACUCGUCUGACUAUCCGUUGUGGUUUUGGGGUAAUGGGGAUGUGUUGAGCUCGGAUGAGAAGAAGAUUGCUCUGGAGGCUUUCGUCGGUCCGCUGAGUCGCUUCGUUCAGGGGGUUGCAGCUGGCGCUGAUGAAUUUGGCUGGAACACGAGUGGUUGGAAGGGUAUGCGAACCUUGAAAUCUGAUGGGGUUGUAGAGACUAGAGAAGACCCGACAUGGGAACAGGGCGUGAGAGUUUGGAAAGGACUGAGAAAGGUUGAUGCAGCUACGUAG